Molecule: messenger RNA, 5361 nt
Organism: Esox lucius (northern pike)
Lineage: Eukaryota; Metazoa; Chordata; Actinopteri; Esociformes; Esocidae
Product: sal-like protein 3
Exons: 3
Coding region: 482-4087 (1201 amino acids)
Biological process (GO): regulation of transcription by RNA polymerase II
Cellular component (GO): nucleus
Molecular function (GO): RNA polymerase II cis-regulatory region sequence-specific DNA binding; DNA-binding transcription factor activity, RNA polymerase II-specific
Source: RefSeq, a predicted model, not a curated record
GGCGUGGAGAAAAUACGCAAAACAGAGAGAAAAGGGAGAACCAGGGAGUCGGUGUUGCGCGCCAUUGAAAUGCAAAUAUCACCGAGGAACAAGGAGAGGUUGUGUGUGCGUGUGUGUGUGUGGUGUGUGUGUGUGUGCAGGUUAUUAUGCGUGCCUGCGUAUGUGUAUGCAAGGGGGGUGGGGGGCUGGCGCAAAUUGGGCAAGUUUGGCGAGCGAGAGAGGCGACUUUAGAAAAACAGCCACACACGAACUCACAGCAGCCUCAUAUGACACGGUCCAUUUAUACGGAUUUCUAUUUCAAUCCCUGUUUGCUUUACUUCAUCAAGGUACGAUUCCGUUAUCUUGAUGAGUAUCUGACUUUAAGAUUUUCCGGAAAUUGGAGUUUUGACCGAUUCUGAAACGCGAAGUCUACAAGUGCGUAAAGUGGCCAGUGUUAUUUAAUCGGCUGAUGCCCCCCUUUCUUUCCGUAUCCUCGUGAAUCAUGUCACGCCGGAAGCAGAAACGACCACAGCAGCUCGUUAACUCGGACCCGGGGGGCACGCGGUUACUAUUGCACGACGACCAGCUGUCCGCAAAGUCACCGUCCACAUCUCUGGGCUCCGAGUUGACCUUCUCUGGUUCUUCCUCUUCCUCCCCCACCUCCCUGGAGGACAGACAGCGCCCCCUGGCCCCUCGGCAGUCCCCUGGGGGUCUCCAUGCACCCUCCCUUCCUAGCGAGAGCUCGUCUCCCCCUCACUGGCCCAGCCACGUCGCGUCCUACACCACCUCCCUGCCCAACACGCACUCAUCCCUCUCUCCAGACUUCCCACACCCCUCUUUAUCCUCCCAGGCCCACUCCCUGCCGCUCAAUCUCGUUCAGACAUCCGGCCUGACCCUUUCCCAACAGGCCCACUCCACUAUGACCUCGCCACAGAUGGGCAGCUCUGCCACCACCACUACCUCCUUCUCCUCAUCCUCCCUCCCUUCCCACCGAGAGAGCGCCAGCCCCGGGCAUCAGAACGGCUCCAGCCCUCCGGCGCCGGGGCUCGGCCAGAUCCAGGUGCCCCCGACCCUGGCUGUUCUCCUGGAGGAGCUCCGAGUGCUACAGCAGAGGCAGAUCCACCAGAUGCAGAUGACGGAGGAGAUCUGUAGGCACGUCCUGCGGCUGGGAGGCACCAUCUACACCCGAGGCACCUCACAGCCCAGUGGCGGGGAGAACCCUCAGACAUCCACCACCAGAUCCCCCUCCCCACCUCACCACACCUCCGCUGCCCCGGUUCCAGCCUCUUCCUCAUCCACUCUCCUCUCCUGCCUCCCAUCUCGCCUUCCCCAGCCGACUGUGUCUAAACCUGGCCUUUCUCACAGCAACGGGAGCAGAGCGCCACAGUCCUCCACCUCUGUGACGUCCUCCUCCUACUACUCCUCGCUGAGCUCCGCCACGGCCUCCUCCAUGCACCCUCUGUCCCUGGGGCUCCCCCAGCGCUACCUCCACGAGAAGUCCUCCAACACCUCCCCCUUCGGCCACAGCAACGGGGGCAGCUUCCCCGCACCCCCGCUCCCCGCCCCCAGCCACUCGCAGGACCUCCUCCUGCAGUCCGGCUCCUCCUCGGCUGGGUCGUCUGCGGGACGCUCCCAGCACGCCUGCAAGUUCUGCGGGAAGGUUCUGAGCAGUGACUCGUCGCUGCAGAUCCACCUGCGCUCCCACACAGGCGAGAGGCCGUACCACUGCCCCGUGUGCCUGAGUCGCUUCACAACCCGUGGGAACCUCAAGGCCCACUUCCUGCGCCACCGCGAGCAGAACCCGGAGCUAUCGCUCUCGCUCCUCCCCCCGGCGCUGGAGCAGCCGAGCCCUGGCCCCGCCAGCGCCACUAGCCAGAGACGCAGGAAGCGGCGAGCCGAUGACGAGGAGCUGCCGUUCGGGGGCGUGAAAGGGAUGACCGAGGGGAUGGCGCUCGGGUUUCUCCCGGGGGGAUCUUCUCGCCCAUCCUCUUCCUCCGUACCGAUGCCGCCCAGCAUGGACAUGGCACUGUUGUCCACGGCCCACUCCCUCCUGCAGCUGAACCGAGCCUCCGCUUCAGCCAGUGCCGGGGGGAGCGCGCUGCCUUCGUCCUCCUCCUCUUCCUCCAUGGCCGGCCAGUUCAAAGGGGCAAAACAGCAACGGUUUGACGAGAACACGCCGCCGCACUCCGCCCUCCACCCCUACCCCCAGCUGGCCCACUUUCCCAAGAUCCUCUUCCCCGGAGGACCGUCGCCCCACCACCUCGCCCUUCUCCACCCCCCGGGGACCCACCCCUCCGUCUCCCAUCUCACCUCCCCCCACACCCAGCUCCCCUUCCCAUUCCCCCCCUACCCCAAACCCCCUACCUCCUCAUCCUCCUCAUCCACCACCUCCUUCGCCCAGUCAUCUGACACCUCCAAGUUGCAGCGGCUGGUUCUGAAACUGGAGAAGCAGCCCCAGGGAGGGAUGCAGGCGGCCUCCCGUGGCCCUGGAGAUGGCUCCUCCAACGGGGACGCCCGAGGCCAGGACCUCACCACCGGCUCUAACGCCUACCGCAGAGAGAUGAUGGCAGCCCUGGGCCUCAGUCCGAACCCAGACUCUGGGGUGGGCAGCCAGGGUCAGGCUCUUUCUGGAUCCACCGAUACCUCCCUGGUCCCCAACCAGUGUGGCGUGUGCCUGAGGGUUCUCUCAUGCCCCAGGGCCCUGCAUCUCCACCAGGCCACCCACCUGGGUGAGCGCCCCUUCCCCUGCAAGCUAUGUGGACGCAACUUCUCCACCAAGGGAAGCCUGAGAGCCCACUUAGCCACCCACCGUGCACGUCCGCCCAACUCGCGCACGCAGAACUCCUGCCCUCUCUGUCCACGCAAGUUCACCAACGCCCUGGUUCUGCAGCACCACAUCCGCUUGCACCUCGGGGGCCAGAUACCCCCAGGAGGAGACGGGGAGGAAGGCACAGAUGGGCUCCAGGAAGAGGCCGCCGACAUGGGCCAAGCGACCACCGCGUCUCUAUCCAAACCUUCCAGCCUCCAAGUACUCCAUCCCCUGGCCUUAACAAUGACCAUGUCUAACCCCGGCCCGCUGCUCAGCGUCUUGGACUCGGGGAGUCCGGUGGUGGAGCGAUCCCAGGCAGCUGACCCAAGUCCAGUGACGGAAGGGGAGUCGGAACCGUCGCCGUCCACGGCCAGCAUUAGCCCACCUCUGACCCAUAACACGUUUUCAGAAGACCCCAUGCUCCUGGAGGAGCCACUGGAGACAGGCGAGGGUCCGUCUGGAGCCUUUGUGGAGUCUCACAACUCCCCAGCCAACCUCUCUAAUUUCAGCCCAAGUAGGCUACACAAGGUAGUCUUGGAGGUCAAUGGCGAGGAGGAGGAACAGGAGGAGGAGGAGGAAAACAUCCCUCUUGCUCUCUGUGUCCCCAGGCCAGGUCUGGAGACUGGUGGUAGUAUAUACAGAGGAAUCACCCACAGCUAUGGGCCGCCCGUCGAGGACCAAGCCAACUCUCCGGGUGGACUCAUCCCCAACCUUGACUCCCUCGCCACCCUCAACCCCUCGCCCACUCUCACCCCUCCAAUCAGCCCUAAAACAACCCCGGAGCCGCCCCCCCAGGCCUCCUGUGUCACCCCGGUGGAGCCCUCAAGUCGUGCCCGGGAUGCGGACCCACAUGGGGGGGAGAGCGAGAGCACAGCGUCAAUAGACCCCUCUCCGGGGGUCGUGUCAGAGAGAGAGUCCAUAACCUCCACGGAGGAGAGGGACGGAUCUCCCGAAAAACCAGAAGCCAUUCAUCCAGCCAUCCCGGCCUCGACGCCCUACAAACCCUAUAGCUGCCUCCUGUGUGGAAAGGCUUAUGCUAGCCGCAGUGGAUUAAAGGGACAUAUGAAAACCCACCCUGUGUUGACCAACAUGCCCACCGUAACUCCUCCCAUCGCCACCCUGACCAAUGAAAAUGACACUACGGAGGAUCGGAUUUUGGUUUCAACCAACGGGAACACCGGAGAGGAGGUUGGAAAGGAACGAUUGGGCAAAUCGCCUGUGAAACCUGGUACCACUGAAGAUCAGCCAAUCACUGCUGGUUCUAGGGAGGAAGGAGGUGACCCAGAGGCUGCUGACUAAGAAGGCAUGGGAUUGGCUUCUGAAUGGCGUCAGUCCUUUUGUUAAAGGCCCUGACAUGGGAAUGUAUUUUCUUCAUUGAAUUAGAAUUGAUUCUAGGAUGAGUCGUUCUAUUUCUAUGUCUAAUUGUAAUAGUCAGUUUGGUCUAGUUUGUCUAUAUUAGAACGCACAAUUUAAAGUAGCCAAGUAGUGAUUCAGUAGGAAUCUCAAAGGACACGACGAGGCCUUACUGACAACAUGUCACAGAAUACUCUUUUACUGUAAUGGCUCACAAUGAAGUCUGUGUGUUCGAUCAUAAUUGAGUAGAAAAGCAGGUAUAUAUGUUUUAGAGUGCAGCUAGUAUUAGUCAAUCACAAAUUCCCAUUUUAAUUCUAAAAUGGGGAUGAAGUGAAAAGGAAGGUGCAUCUACUGAAAUAUCACUCUUUAUGAACAAUGGUAUGAACUCCCUACCAAAACAGGCCGGGUUAGUAGCGGCCAUUUCCUUGUACAUAGCAACUAUGUUUACUAUUUGUAUGAUUUUUACUGACUUUGUACUUUUUAAACCGUCUUGCUGCUGUACUGAUAUUUCAAUGGAGUUGCACUGACUGUAGACAUUGCUGUUCAUACAUUCAUUGAAACAGCGACCACACUGAUGAUGAUGUUGAUUGUGUUACACUGACCGGUCCAUGUAAUGUAUUUUGUCAAGCCUGGUCUCUUCCGUUAUGAGUGACCUUACAAGCUGCGACCCGAGACACGAACGGCCACGACCUAGAUCAGCAUUGUAAUCGGUUUAUCCUAUUGAUUUGAAACCUCUGCACACGGACAUAUUGAAGCCUGACAUCCAAACAGAUGGUUCUGUGUUAUACUGUUGUGAAGUCUGGGUGCCAGGCUGGUAUUGAAGUAAAAACUGGAGAAUGUGACAUCCAACCCUCCGAAGGACCCAGAUGAACUACAAUAUGCCUGAUAGAUGACCUCGUCCCUCUGUGCCUUGUCUCAUUCUUUCUGGUUCUGUUGUUCUGUAUCCCUCCUCGUCCCUAGUUCACUCGACCUCCUUCGUCUUCUCCACUGGUCUCUCUUUCUCUUCCCUCUCCUCUCUCAAAGCACUUGAGAGUUCAACUUUUCUGCCCUGCAGAAAUUGUCUGCACUGAAUCCUACAUGAAAUUAGUUUAGUUUUUUUCAAAUAAGUUGUUUUGGGGGGGGAGGCUUCGUGUGUUUUUUUUCCCAACCAUUGUUUUUGUAGGUAUGAUAAUAACGUGUAUAAUUUUUGUAUGUCAAAAACAGAAAAUAAAAUCACGGUG